Messenger RNA from Histoplasma capsulatum G186AR, 2041 nucleotides. RefSeq lists its product as uncharacterized. The record is from RefSeq and is a predicted model, not a curated record. NCBI's taxonomy places the organism in Eukaryota, Fungi, Ascomycota, Eurotiomycetes, Onygenales, Ajellomycetaceae. The coding region runs from base 1 to 1542 and encodes 513 amino acids. The transcript has 3 exons.
AUGACGACCCACGAUUGCCGGGGAAAAGAAAAGAACCAAGAUCCGAACUCCCAACCACUGCCAACAAUGGGAAGGAUGACUGCAUGUAUUCCGGCUCAGUCCCCCAGCCCUAAGUUUUUCUUCGUCAAUGAGAGUUCGUCGAGCAAGGGAAAGCGUUCACAUGUGAUGAAGCAAUACAUCCAAAGCCGGAGGAAAGAAAAAAAUGCUGCUCUAUUUGAUAGUACCUCCCUCCAGUUGCCCCGUCAGCAGCGAUAUCUCGCAUGGAGAAAAAAAUUGGAUGAAGAAGCUUCAGGAGAAAGGCUCAAUGGCGGUGAUUACGCAAAACCGCAAACAACUUCAUUAUCUAAAAAAACUGAAGCUGGGCAAAUCCAUGCGGGCGGGUUUACUUCUGGAGAAUGCCCAAGAUUAGAGAACGCAGCUAGAUCGUUAUCUUCCCAAAGAACGAUUUCUUCCAGCAGAGUGGAUCCUUUUGAUGCUUUGCCCUGGUCGUUCAAUGACGAAGAUCGGCAUUUGAUGGAUUGCUGGAUGUCGAAGUUAACCUCCUGGUCAGGGCAAAACCAUUUCAUGAAGAAAUCUUUGUUUAGAGAAGCGAUGCAGCAUCCAAUGACGUUUCAUGCCUGCAUAUUGACAUAUUCAGCUCGUUAUCUAGCUACCGUGCGUCGAAUUAAAAACAACACUCAGUGUUCAUCAUAUAUCUCUACUACCGAAAACCUGCUCACGACAUACCUCAGGAAAGGUCAGUGCCUGGGAGAUAGUGUUUCUACAAUGGUAUUCACAGCACUAUCUAUACAGGAAGCUAGGUACGGGAGCAGGCAGAAAUCGAGUCAUUAUUUGGACCAAGCAGUUCAGAAUUUGAGGAGUCUUGAAGGGAAACGACUUGCGGGGGAUACUUACACCCAUUACGCGCGGUUAACGAUGUUCAAGCGCGACCUUCCAUUUGACAUAAAGCACGCUUCGCAUUUGCUUUCGUUUCUUCGCAACGCGGAGACUUUGGCCUUCAGCCAUAGCACACCCCCAUUUACAUCCACCGCACCUCAAAGAAAAGCUGCAUUCGAAUAUAUGACCCCACUCCAUUCAAUCCUAUCCGGAGGUCCUCACCCCUCUCAAGUGCCCGAAAUAGAACGAGUAUGGGUGUUGAGGUACGAACUUUCCGAUCUGUGCCGUGUAUCCUCAUUAGUUUACCUCAACAAGGCGCUAUGGGACCAACGAAACUCGCCAGAAGGGUGUAUACGGUACCUUGACAACCUCACGGCAAACAUAUACGAGCAUCUCGAACCAAAUUUUCCUGUUGAGUCAUUCUCGUGGCUACUGUUGCAGGAUAUUUGUGACCUCGACCUGAGAAAUCCGGACCGGGCUUGGUUUGUGGGCGAUAUAAUGGAGGGCUUCAAGCAAAUCCCUCAGCCGCUCCAAUUCCAAUUCACUGAGCUAUUACUCUCUUUCCUCAUGUUAAAAUCCGCGGAUUUUAACAUCACACUCGAGGGAUUCGAGCGCCAAAUUCUUCAGUUUGCUCAACCCGAAGGCCGAAUGCCAGCAAUGGAAUGACAUGCCGACGACCUCCGAUGAUUAAACCCACAGAAAUUUCCUUAGUCACCGACAAACGGUAUCGAAACUUCGGCUCACAUCUAUUGAAACAAUUGAGCUUCGGUCAAUGCCUCUUAUAACAAAGAAGGCCUCCAGGCUAUGUAUGCGGGCCUCAACUUUCCAAAUAACCAGCACGACAUGCAACGGGACAUGGGCGGCAUCCCUUCAUACCAGGGCUUGCCAUUCCAACUGUGUGCCGUGGAGGAACACGCAACUUUGAUAUCCAGAUAUCCCCUUGACCUAACUUGUUCAUUAGACUCCAAAGUCUCUCUUCUACUUCAGAUAUCUUCAAACUGCCGAUUUUUUUCUUCUGAAACCCUUUAUCCCCUUCUCCGCUAUACCUAGAUAUUUCAUUCACAUGUGUCUCGCUACUCAAGCCAAAGCAGAUCUGGCAUCGGAUAGGUUUGGAUUAGUAUUAAUAUUGACUCUCGUGCAAUGAAUCCAACACUGCAACCAAAUC